Molecule: messenger RNA, 1090 nt
Organism: Cynara cardunculus var. scolymus (artichoke)
Lineage: Eukaryota; Viridiplantae; Streptophyta; Magnoliopsida; Asterales; Asteraceae
Product: protein COBRA-like
Exons: 4
Coding region: 89-757 (222 amino acids)
Biological process (GO): cellulose microfibril organization; plant-type cell wall cellulose biosynthetic process
Cellular component (GO): plasma membrane
Source: RefSeq, a predicted model, not a curated record
AAGCAAGCCCAUAAAUUGCCCGUUUUGGGGUUACACUCAUAACGAGUCAUCGCUGAUUCACUGCUUUGUGAAGGACAGAAGGGCAGCAAUGCAUUACUGCUUCAAAUCUCUCUCCAGAUUUUCAAUUUCCACCAUUGUUCUUGCUAUCUUGCUUUCAUCCUUCAGUUUGACUUCCACAGAAGGGUAUAAAACACUUGAUCCGAAUGGAAACAUCACAAUCAAAUGGGAUAUCAUGAGUUGGACCCCUGAUGGCUAUGUUGCAGUGGUUACGAUGUAUAAUUUCCAGCAAUACCGCCAGAUUUCSSRUCCGGGKUGGACCUUAGGUUGGACCUGGGCUAAGAAAGAGGUGAUAUGGASCAUGAUGGGCAGUCAARCCACCGAKCAAGGAGAUUGUUCRARAUWUAAARGUGCAMYACCACAUUGYUGCAAGAAAACUCCAWCGGUUGUSGAUUUAUUACCWGGAACCCCUUACAAUCAGCAGAUUGCAAAUUGCUGUAAAGGAGGUGUUGUCGAUUCAUGGGAUGCUAGUGCAUUCCAGGUUACCGUUGGUACAGCCGGAACCACUAACAGAACGGUUAAACUACCGAAGAACUUCACCUUGCUUGCACCUGGCCCUGGCUAUGCCUGUGGACCGGCUAUAGUCGCUAAACCAACAAAGUUCGUUACUCCAGAUGGAAGAAGAGUAACUCAAGCUAUGAUGACUUGGAAUGUUAUAUGUAGAUAUUCACGAAAUCUGGUUCAGAAAACUCUCACUUGAUGAAUUGCUGUGUAUCUCUCUCUUCAUUCUACAAUGACUCGAUCGUAUAAUGCGAGGACCGGCUUUGUGUCCCCAAAUAGCGAGUUGUGGUCAUGAAAGUUAACGAAGUUUGAUAGAGAGUUAUAUGUUGUACUAUGGGAGACUCUUAUGCGAGCAUUUGAUUAUCUAUUAUAUCUAUAAUAUAUCACAAGAACAGUUAAAUCACAUGUGAUUUUGUACUUAAAUCACACAUGAUUUUUCUUUCCUUAAAUGUUAAAAACCGAGUUUUUAGAAACAUUUACUAAUGUUCCUAAUAUAAGGUCAACCAACUAAAUAAACAAAUGAAUGUUGCAA